GGGUACUUGCUGUCUGGCUGCUUGUGUGUUCGCUGGGAAUAAUAAACAACUUGGUGGUCACUGAAGACACUAGUCGGUUGCCAACGCACCGAAACCCGGCAGAGGAAACCGAAGAUGGCCCUCACCUAAUCGGCUCCUUCUGUUGCUCUGUUGUCGGAGGAUUGACAGAACGACGGUUAGCUGGGUGCUAACAUUAGCACGCUAGCUUGCCAGGAGCUCAUAGCAACUGCUGCUAGCUAACGUCACUGGACUGGUACUCUUUACUCUCAAGUCUGCAGCUAUGUUCGUCCAGGAGGAGAAGAUAUUCGCCGGUAAAGUGUUGAAAAUACACAUCUGCACCAUGGACGGCACGGAGUGGUUGGAGGAGGUCACGGAAGACACCACUGUUGAGAAACUGAAGGAGAAGUGCUUGAAACAUUAUGUGCACGGGAGUCUAGAAGACCCCAAAACACUUACCCACCAUAAACUUAUACAUGCUGCUACAGAGAGAGUCCUCACAGACACUAAAACUGUCGCUGAUGAAAAUCUCAAAGAUAAAGAGGUUUUGCUGCUCAUAAAGAAAAGACCGCCACCAACCCCUCCAAAGAUGGCAGACGUUAGUUCAGAUGAAAAGAAGAAACAAGAUAACAAGGCUCCAGACAAAGAUGCAAUUCUAAAAGCCACCGGCAACCUGUCCACACGCCACACUGACCGCACUGUAACCCAGCAUAACAUCAGAGAUUUUCAGACGGAGCUAAGAAAAAUCCUGGUUUCUCUCAUCGAAGUCGCCCAGAAGCUUCUUGCCUUGAACCCUGAUGCUGUUGAACUUUUCAAAAAGGCCAAUGCGAUGUUGGAUGAAGAUGAAGAGGACCGGGUGGAUGAAACGGCUCUUCAGCAGCUCACUGAGAUGGGUUUCCCUGAGAGCAGAGCCAUCAAAUCUCUUAGAUUGAACCACAUGUCAGUCACCCAGGCAAUGGAGUGGCUUAUCGAGCAUGUAGACGACCCCUCUGUAGACGCACCUAUACCUGGCCAGGACUCUUCUGGGGCGGCAGGAGCCACGGCAGCUGCCACACCAGGCCCCUCGGCCUCCGCCUCAGCCUCAGCCUCCGGUCCUAACCUUCUCCGCAGCCUCUCCAGCCAGUUGAGCACAGAAGAAAGCAGCAGGCAGGACGAGCUCACAGAGAUCUUCAAGAGGAUCCGCAGGAAACGGGAGUUCAGACCGGACUCAAGAGCUGUCAUUGCAUUGAUGGAGAUGGGGUUUGAUGAGAAGGAGGUGGUUGAUGGUCUGAGGGUGAAUAACAACCAGCAGGAUGCUGCGUGUGAGUGGCUCCUGGGAGACAGGAAACCUUCUCCAGAAGAUCUGGACAAAGGCAUCGACACCAACAGCCCGCUGUUCCAAGCCAUUCUGGAGAAUCCAGUGGUCCAGUUGGGUCUAACCAAUCCCAAGACCCUGCUAGCGUUUGAAGACAUGCUGGAGAAUCCUCUGAACAGCACUCAGUGGAUGAACGACCCUGAGACCGGCCCUGUCAUGCUCCAAAUAUCCAGAAUCUUCCAGACCCUCAAUCGCACAUAGAGCCUCCUGGUGACCCCCUGUGUGACUGUGGCAGCUUGUGUGUGUGUGGGGAUGGAUGUGUGUGUGGAUGUGUGUGUAUCUGAGUGUGGCAGAGACACAAGUAUUGUUUUUGCCUUGUAAAGACAAAGCUGGAGGAGUCAAAGUAUGAAUAAGAUGUUACACAUAUAAACUAUUUAUAACAGUACAGUAAAUACACUAUAAAAACAUGUUAGCAUAAACAUUAUUACAGUAAUAAUAAAAAAAGAGAUUUAGUAUGUUGUUUUUACAUUUUAAUGAGAACAAUUUAUAGUCAUGGACAGACAUGAUUUAUUUUAUAUAAUUUCUCCAUGUGCAGAAAUGACAUCAGACAUGAAUUUAAUGUUUACACUUCAAAGAAAACUGUUUUUGUAUGUUUUGCAAUAUUUAAAUAUCAAUUACAGUUUUUUGUCUGUCUUUAAAUGGUUACAUUUCAUCUGUGGUGACUGUGUGGAAGACUUCUGUCCGUAUCAUGUUUUGCUUUCCUUCCCACUUUGUCUUGAUUUUAUCAAAGUAACUGUUUGUAAUUGAGAGGCUGGUGGUCAAAGUUGUGCUCGUUGAAAACGGGCUUUCGGACACGUUACCUCUCGCUCCAUCCACGCCUGUGAGGUCACUGUAAGUCCACCGCCUCUCAGUUUAAAGCGGAGAACAUUUGUCCUUGAGCUUCUUCAAGAAUAUUUAUUUGACUUUCUUGCCUUUUUUAGAUGAAAGCUGUACACUAAACUGUUUGUGUCUUAGUCAUGUUUUUACAAGAAAAUGAUAUAUUAGGCCUGUGUGUUUAUUUGUCAAUGUGCUCUUGAAUGUCAUAUUAUCAUGUUGCGCUCAUUUAGCACUUGUUCACCUCUAUGAAUAUCACUCACUGCAGCACUGAGGAAGCUGAAAGAAGGGUUCAUGUUUUGUCUCUAAAGGCUGUAGUGGGAUGUGGAAAUGAAGCUGAGCCUAAUCAAAAGGGGUUUGCCUUUUUUAACCUUUAAUUUGAAUGAUGAAGAUGCGUGUUCACUUCAUGCUGCGGAGGUGCAAGCAUCUUCACACACACAAAGAAAUAAUAGAAUUUGAGACGUAACCAGUGUUGUUCUUUUGGUUUACUUUUUUUCUUUUCUUUCGAGAGCAGUGGACAUUUAUGCUGUCAAACCAAACCAAAAUGUCACUAUAUAACCUGCCUUGUCAUUUGUUGUACCCAUUGAAAAAGACCCUGUAUUUCUGUGCAAUAGCGAGGACUUCUGUUGACCUGUAAUGAAAUAUAUUUGAUUUGAGUGUUAGAGGCGUGUGAACUGCAAUGGGCAAUGUGUUCUACAAUAUUAGCCUUUGCAUUGAGUACUUAAAAUCUCCAGCUACAAGAAGGCGAGCUUAGCCUCUCCUGGUUGUACCGAGAAUUAAAACACAGUACGGAGGGUGGUGUGUUUUGCCAAGCUUUUGAGUGUUUUUUAUUCAAUAUUUAAAAUGUGGUAUUGAUGUGACUUUCUGCUCAGGGAGGCUGAGAUUGUUUUUCUAAACCUGUCGUUAUGGCAAACCUCUGCUCACCCCCUUCUGGUUUGGCAUUUGAAAAUGGCUUUAACUAAUCUGUCAAGAACUUUCUGAAUAAGAGCACUACAAGGUUUCGUAAAUGCAAUAUUUGAAAAUAUUUAAAUGUUUUUAGAGAGAAGUGUCUGUUUGAACUAUGUAUUAUUACAUUAUUUAUAUCGAAGCCAAACUAGUAACUUGUUCUUAUUUAUAACAUUUUUUAGCAAACCUCGAAGCUAAUCUACAAAUGUGAAAAAAAAUUAAAUGAUUCAAAUGUUGUUUUUACAAACCAUUGUAAAAUGUGCUUAUGGACUGGUAGGUCUCGGUGUGAUUUAAAGUAGUGCAACAUGUUUGAAUGAAGAAGGAUUUCUACACACGUCUCUGGAAGCCUCUCUGCACACUUUCUGCACUGCAGUGGACCUUCAUCAUGGCCACAGAGACCAGCUGUCUCACCACUAACAUUCGUUGCAUUAGUCUGCAGACAAAACUCUCCCGUAAUAUCUUAGAACAAACACUGGGAGAUUGUACGUUUCUAAAGAAAAAUAAGAUCCACAGGAAAUGCAGACAUCUUUCAAAAUGGUCAACAAGAACAGAAAAGAACAAAAUGAACUUUAUUGCUUAGGGACACUGAAGGAUUGUUGGAGUCACUGGUUUUUGUUUUCACUCAGCUUUCAUGCAGGACUGUCCCCGAUUAACAACCUAUGCAAUAUACUCUCACAGUCUGUUGGUUCAGACGGCCUCAUGGCUACUGGCAUUUAAAUCACUAUUGCAUUAAAGUUAUUUUUUGUGGCUGUA
Messenger RNA from Cottoperca gobio, 3862 nucleotides. RefSeq names its product UBA domain containing 1 (gene ubac1). Bases 281 to 1552 code for a protein of 423 amino acids. NCBI's taxonomy places the organism in Eukaryota, Metazoa, Chordata, Actinopteri, Perciformes, Bovichtidae. The record is from RefSeq and is a predicted model, not a curated record. Gene Ontology annotation, molecular function: protein binding. Gene Ontology annotation, cellular component: ubiquitin ligase complex. The transcript has 10 exons.